AUGACCGGUGACCGCGGCGACGAAGGAGGGCGCGAUGGCAGGACACUGGAAUUGGGAUUAAAUUCAAAAAUAAAUGUGAAGAAGCUGAACAUGGAAGAUCUUCCUUCCAGUUUUAGAGGGCUUAAAGCUAUAGUAGUUGAUGGAAAACUUGUCAGAGCUGCUGUCACAGGAUACUAUUUGACGAGACUUGGUAUUCAAGCUAAAGUUGCAAACCACAUUAAAAAGGCUGUUUCGUUAUGUGAGAAGAAUGGUUCUUUAACUUCAGGAUUAUUUCAGCCUGAUAUUAUUUUCGUCGAGAAGGAUUCAUGGUUUUCGAGAGAGCAUGGAAUUUUCAAUAUCUGGCAACUAGAUUGGAAACAGAAUGGUUAUAUGUUGAAGAUACCUCGAAUGAUCCUUCUUGCAACCAAUAUUAGUAAUGCCGAAUUUAAUAAGUUUAGUUAUUUAUCUUGUCUUGAGUUUUUAUAUUUGAGGAUUAUUUAUUAUUUUGAUAAGUUUGUAAAUUUAUUAUCUGAUAUUUAA
This is a messenger RNA of Arachis duranensis, 519 nucleotides long. RefSeq names its product histidine kinase 4-like. NCBI's taxonomy places the organism in Eukaryota, Viridiplantae, Streptophyta, Magnoliopsida, Fabales, Fabaceae. The transcript has 3 exons. The record is from RefSeq and is a predicted model, not a curated record. Bases 1 to 519 code for a protein of 172 amino acids.